AUGGGCUUAGCGGAUGCAAUUGAAAGGCUCAAAAACCUCGUCAAUUCAAAGCCCUCAAAAAGUCGUUCAGAUUCCACCAGCACUACUCGCAGUAAUACAAGUUAUGUUCCUACGUCAUUUUAUAAUAUGAAUCGUGGUGACGAUAGCUCGUAUGUUGAUGUCGAAUGUAUCGCUACCGAUGAAUUUAUCCGCGUUUCCGGUGUGAAUUUCAACAUGCAAUGUUCUGAUUUCCUACUCCAACUUUGUUCAUUACUUGGUUUAAAAGCAACGGACUAUACGUUUUUAGUCCCAAGCGACAGUCGUUCUGGAGCUCGGGGCAUUUGUUGGCUUUGUGCUGCACCUAGUAGUACGCUUGGUUCGUAUAUCAAUCCUGUUACAACCCAAGGAAAUCUACCGCCUAUGGUUCGGCUCAUGGCUAAAUGCUGUUUCAAAAGAUCUGCAAAACUGUAUCAGUAUCCAUUUCUUGACAGGAAGUUCAAAUAUCCUAUAACACCUAUAAAAACGGGUAAAGAAUUUUUGGACGAACUGGGACAUCGGAUUAUUGUACACUUACCGGGAAAUCGCAUGGUUGUCGUCCGUGGUCAGUUAGAUCAACCUAUUAAUAAAGUUCUUCAAAAGGUGUCUACAGAGUUUCGUAUUGAUCUAAAUAAUUACUCCAUUACUAAUCCCAAAACGGGAACAGUUUUAGACCCAAAAGGUACCUUUUCACGCCAGAAUGCGGAGCAAAUUGAACUUAAAGAACGAGGGAAAGGUAAAUCUAGCAAAAACUCAAAGUCAGCUGGAAAUGUUCAAGCUGAUGACUAUCCACGAUCCAACUCAGAAAUGGAAUAUAAAAAGGGUCCAGCGCCAAGUAUACCUGGUCAACCACAAAUAAUUCAUCGACAUCUAUCUCCUUUUGCCGAUAUACCUGACAAGAUACGACCGUCUAGUUAUGCAACACUACCAACUCAGAAAGGUGAUUUUAAAAGGUUGGAUGGUAAACGACAAUCAGCUGUUGAACCUCAAACAAAUAAACACUCAGUUGAUAUUUGUUAUUCACAUGAAUUAUUGAAUAGUAAACAAUCAGUUACAAGCAUUGUGAAAGAUAAAGGAGAUAUUCAAAAGCGUAAAUCAUCUACCAUGGUCAGUUCAUAUGGAAAAAAGGAAUCAGAAAGACGAGGUCAUUCAAUCGCAGCACCACCACCACCUCCACCAGCUACACUUUUCGAUUCUACUACUGAUAAUGUCAACAUGCUCAAAUCAACACAUAAAAAUUCUCGUAAAUCUGAAUUGCUCUCACAGAAAAAGAGUAGUUGUUCAGACGAUGAAUCUUUUCAAGAAGACCUCAAAUCAAAUAGACUCUCAACUGCCAAAAAUCAUUCUCAAGAAAUAAGGUGUAAAACACCGACCAAAGUGAAUCCCACUAAAAAGAAGGAAUCACAAAGACGAUGUCAUUCAAUCGCUGCACCACCACCACCUCCACCACCUACACUUUUUGAUUCAACCACUGCUAAUGUCAACAUGCUCAAAUCAACACAUAAAAAUUCUCGUAAAUCUGGAUUGCUCUCACAGAAAAAGAGUAGUUGUUCAGAUGAUGAAUCUUUUCAAGAAGACCGCAAAUCAAAUAGACUCUCAACUGCCAAAAAUCAUUCUCAAGAAAUAAGGUGUAAAACACCGACCAAAGUGAAUCCCACUAAAAAGAAGGAUUCACAGAAAAGAUCUCAUUCGCCUCCACCUCCACCACCGACAUCUACGUACCAAAAAUCGACGUCAAAUACGCCACGGAUACCACCUCCACCUCCACCUCCAUCAUUGCCUUCGUAUUCGGCUGUGCGUGCCUAUUCAGUUGAUUCAGCAGAUAAAGAUUCUCGUAAAUCUGAUUCAUUCUUACUUCGAAUGAAUAGUUGUACAAAUGGUGAACGAGAUUCAACAGCGACAGCUGUCAAAAAGCUUAAUUUUAAAAAUAAUUUACAAACACCCAGUGUAGAAAUGCUUACAGAAUUGACAAAUGCUUUGAAUUCUUUAAGAAAAACUACAAAUAAUAACGAUACGGAGCAUAUUGACUUUUCAAAAAAACUUCCUGUUAAUCGAGGCAAAAUAAGUUCAGCGAUUCGAAAGAAUUCAUCCGACAAUGCACAUGUACAAAAAAAUAUUUCUUCGGACAAAUCAAAUACUAUGAUGCAAUCUGUCAUGGAAUCUGAUGAUGCUUAUUCUAUGGAUACAUUGUCAUCAUUGUCAUCCGCUGUUUCACAAACAUAA
Messenger RNA from Schistosoma turkestanicum, 2238 nucleotides. NCBI's taxonomy places the organism in Eukaryota, Metazoa, Platyhelminthes, Trematoda, Strigeidida, Schistosomatidae. The record is from the annotation of a GenBank genome assembly.